CCUUGUAUCUCACACUUGUUUUGUCAUUUCUUGAAGUGCUUGAUAAUUAUUGAAGUCUCAUUGUGACUGUGCUCGUGGGGGUUGUUUUUUCUUCUUUUUCCUUCACUGAAACAACUGUUCUUACCUGGACAUUUCCAAGGUUAGGAUAGGAAGUUGCCCUCCUCUUUCUUUCUUCACUUCUCUCACUUGACACUUCUUCCCUUGGUUUUAUAUAUAUAUUCUCCGCUCUCUGAUCACUUCUACUAUUCUACUCAUCACCUCUCUUGCUAAUGAAGGGAAAAAUUCAUCAGUUUCCUGCACAUUUUCCUCAUUUUUGCGCAGAGUGCGUUUUUCCAAUUCCUAACAUUUCUUUUGUAGUCUUUCCUUUUCCUAAAGGUCCUCCUUUCCGAGUAACUGUUUAGCUGCCUCCGAUCUCUGCCUUCUGCACUAAAUCUGGUCUUUGAUUUUACGUUCUUCCCGCAUGCGUUAUCUGUCUUUCCAAAGGGAAGAAGCGGUGUUAGACCGAGUCUAAGGUUCUAACCUUGUAACAGACACCGCCAUCAUCUUUUUCCUCAAAGCUGCAUUCGAUAUGCCUCCUUCGGGUUCUUUUGAUUCUCACUUGAACAGAAAGAUGCCUAUCUCAGCAGAACGUAGUCCAAAAAUGCUGAAAGAUUUCCUCGCAGAAGAAGCUAAUUCUAUAUCUCUAGGCACGUUCGCAUCAUUUCCUCGAUUUCCUCAAGAAUCAUCAAUGCGGGGACUCAUCAAAACCAACCUGAAAUCCACUGCUCCAUCACCAGCCAAGGCGAUAAUGCUAUUGAGGAGCCGAUCGAAGGCUGCUUCAGUGACGAUCUCGGCUCUCAGGGCCAUGGUCAAGGUUCUCAGGGCCAUUCCUAGGACUCUGUCCAAGCAGCAGAGCUUACAAUACGGGAUUGAGAAUCCUAAAAACACCAAAGAAACAGCAGAGGGCACCGAGAGCAAAGUGGCGGUCAGGAUCAAGGACAUAAUACGAUGGAGAUCAUUCAGGGACUUGGCGGAAGAGGACCAUCAGCUGCUAAAAAUGUCUCCUACUUCGCCAGUCGACUGCACCACUGCCACCACCCUCUCGACACUUAGCACUAGCUGCAACUCAAGCUGGUGUGAGAGUGAUUUUUCAUCUGAUUACUCACCACCUUGGAGUAGUAAUAAACAAGCCUUCGACGACAAGGAAGUCAUGCUACGUGAAAAAUUUGCACUGGACUGUAACUUUGACAGUGGUUCUAUGCUUGACUAUGUCAGCUCGCACGAAGAUUCAACUGCGGAGGAUUCGCUUGAGAAGAGGGCAAGAAGCUUCUCAACCAUGGAAAUUGAGUCCAAGCGGCAUACACCGUGGAAGGAAAACAAAGGGCAAAGCCCAGUUUCGGUUAUAGACUUUGAAAUCGGAGAAGAUGGAGAAUGGCGCUGGUCAUUCAAACAAAGCCCUGCCCAUGAGGAGAUCGUCACAGAACAAGGAGAAGAAGAUCAAGAUGGAGAAGAACAAGAACCAUCGGGAGCUGAAGAGAAAGCAAUGGAGCUGCUGAAUCAAGUGAGAGCCUCCACUUCAAAAGAUUGCAUAAGCGCCAAGUGCUGUGAGGAUAGAUUGUUGGUUGACUUCUUUAGGAGUGAGCUGACUGAAGGGGCAAGAUUCCAUGCCAGAAGCAAGGAUGAAGAUUAUGGUGAGUUGGUGAAGAGAGCAAAGUCCUGGGUGAGAGGGGAAUGCGAUAUUGGGUCAGGCUAUGAGUGGGGGAUAGAUGGCAGGAAGGAAGCUUACAUAAUGGACAUGGAGAGGAGAGAAGGGUGGAUCAAGUUUGAAGAGGACCAAGAAGAGACGGUUGUUGAGAUUGAGAGUGGGGUUUGGAGCUUCUUGGUGGAUGAACUCCUGGUCGAGAUCCUCUCGAAUUGACCCCCAACACGAGCUUUUCGAGCAAGAGGGCCUACCUUAGACCGGUUCCGAGGCUCUCUACUCUCUAGUCUCAAAACCGAAAAGAAAUUUUGUAAUUAUAACAAGUGAUUCACCCGUAUAAUUUCAAACAUGUGUGUAACCGUAGUUCUUUCAUGGUUGGUACUUAGCUUAAUGCCAUGUCAUGAAAUUCACAGUGAAAAAGUAGUACCCUAUAAUAGUGCCUAUCAACUCCCAUUUAAUAUA
This is a messenger RNA of Punica granatum (pomegranate), 2140 nucleotides long. The record is from RefSeq and is a predicted model, not a curated record. NCBI's taxonomy places the organism in Eukaryota, Viridiplantae, Streptophyta, Magnoliopsida, Myrtales, Lythraceae.